UCAAUUUUGUUGCCGAUAAACUCGAUCUUAAAGACUUAUUCAUCACUUUUCCUCAUAUUCACGACUUCGCCGGCGGCUGCCGCCUGGCCACUCUGUAAGUUCCGUACUCGCAAUUCACCUAUCAAAGUUUAAUUUUAGGUAUUAAUUAGGAACUUUCAUUUUGAUGGUUAUGAAGCAGGCGGAGAUUUUGGUUUGUGGAACGAUUUUGAAGGCAAAAAGGUUUUGAUCAUUUUUUGAAUCUAUAGAUGCACACAUCUAAUUAGUUAAAAAUGGCGUUGAUCAACGCUGCAACCUUCAAAGUAAUUAGGAAAAACCCUGAGCUAAUCCGGCCGGCAAAGCCCACGCCUCAUGAAUUGAGAAUCCUCUCCGACAUCGACGAUCAAGACGGCCUCCGUUUUCAGAUGCCGCUGGUAGAAAUAUACCGGCAUAACCCCUCCAUGGAAGGGAGAGACCCAGUCAGGGUUAUUCGCGACGCUGUAGCUGAGGCAUUGGUCUUCUACUACCCUUUUGCCGGGCGGCUGAGGGAAUACGCCACCAGGAAACUGGUGGUGGAGUGCACCGGCGAGGGGGUGGUGUUCGUUGAGGCCGACGCCGACGCCACUCUGCAACAGCUUGGCACACUUCUACCGCCGAUCCAAAACCUGCACGAGCUGCUCUACGAUGUCCCUGCCGCUGCUGGAGUCAUCGAUUGCCCUUUGAUGCUUAUUCAGGUUACGCGCCUACUAUGUGGUGGAUUCGUCUUUGCCUUGCGCUUCAAUCACGUCAUGUGCGAUGCUGCAGGGAUUCUCCAAUUCUUCACAGCAGUUGGCGAACUUGCCCGUGGUGCUGAAUACCCUUCUGUUCUACCAGUUUGGCAGAGACACAUUCUCUGUGCUCGUUACCCACCACGCGUGACAUUGAGACACCCCGAGCACGAUAUCGUGAUUGACACUAAGCGAACCAUCAUCCCACAUGAUCGCAUGAUGCGACACUUGUUCUUCGGUCCCACUGAGAUCUCCACCCUCCGCCACACCUUACCUCCACACCUCCACAGUUGCUCGAGGUUUCAACUGGUGACAGCCUGCAUGUGGCGCUGCCGAACAAUUGCUACCUCUCCUCACCCUAGCGAAGAGGUUAGAUUGCUGUGUGUUGUGAAUGUUCGUAAGCGAUUGAAUCCACCUCUCCCAGAUGGGUACUAUGGUAAUGCUAUUGUUUACCCUGCAGCAGUCACCACUGCUGACAAGUUAUUGAAAAACCCAUUCCAUUAUGCAGUAGAGCUCGUGAAAAGGGCGAUAGACAAAGCAACAGAGGAGUAUGUGAAAUCAGUUGUGGAUUUGAUGGUGAUGAGAGGGCGGCCGAAUCUCACGGGGGUGCAAACAUAUUUAGUGUCUUACGCCAAGGGUUUCGAAGAAGUGGAUGUUGGUUGGGGGAAGCCCGCGUAUGGCGGGGUGGCAAGAGGCGGCUUUGAUUCGUUCCCGCGAGCCGUGAGUUAUUUUUUACCCUUUAAGAAUAGCAAGGGUGAGGAGGGGAUAGUGGCCCCCAUAUGCUUACCGCCAAAAGCCAUGGAUGCACUCGUUGAGGAGCUUCAGAAGAUGUUGUUUUGUCGAAGAAGCUCAAUUGUUUCAGCGCUGUAACAGUCGCAAGUCGCAACACCUAUGAGGUGGUGAUGUAUGGCGAGUUUCGAUUACUUUUACUUGGCAUGUUAGUCAUGGUAGCACCAACCCCGUGUAAUUAUCUAAGAACUGAUUUCAUAAUUCAUAACAACUUCCUCUAAACUCAUUAUGUAAAUACAAAUAUACAAUCAUAUAAUUCGGCUUCGUUUGACAUGAUGUUGCUUUGUUGGAA
Molecule: messenger RNA, 1824 nt
Organism: Salvia miltiorrhiza (redroot sage)
Lineage: Eukaryota; Viridiplantae; Streptophyta; Magnoliopsida; Lamiales; Lamiaceae
Product: benzyl alcohol O-benzoyltransferase-like
Exons: 2
Coding region: 270-1613 (447 amino acids)
Source: RefSeq, a predicted model, not a curated record